This is a messenger RNA of Enhydra lutris kenyoni (northern sea otter), 720 nucleotides long. RefSeq names its product spermatogenesis-associated protein 31E1-like. The record is from RefSeq and is a predicted model, not a curated record. Bases 1 to 720 code for a protein of 239 amino acids. Lineage: Eukaryota; Metazoa; Chordata; Mammalia; Carnivora; Mustelidae. The transcript is spliced from 2 exons.
AUGCCCUGGUCAGCUGACAGGUCAGCUUCUCCUGUCCCAGCCAUCUCGGGCCUGGGCCGCUCACGCUCCCCCAUUUCGGCCCUGUCCUGGUGGCAGGCGCCCGCCAAUGCCUGGAACCUGUCCACCUCAGCACGCUUGGAGUCCCAUCAGGCGCCUCUGUCCCACGGCCCACUAGAGGCCUUGUUCUGGGGAGACCCCACACACAGACAGGGAGAGACCAGGAUCCCCCCUUCCAUCAACCCGGACAUCCAGAAGCUUCUGGAGAUACUCACCACCAAGAGAACAGAACUGAAGUUUUGGAAGGAGAAGGAAAAGUCAAAAUACCAGCUGACGUCUUUCGGGAGAAUGCUCAAGUCCCCACCUGACGGGCAGGACACCAUGGGCUGCCCACCCUUCUGGAGCAUGAGGGGCAGAGCGAAACAGCUGCUCGGUCCUGAGAAGCCCCCACAUCCCAAGAUUCCAGGGGACAAUUUGGAGCAGAAAUGCAGCCAGCUCUUCUGGGGUCUCCCCUUUCUGCACAGCGAGUCCCUGGUGGCCACUGUCAGGGUGACCGAUCCACCACUGGAUCUCCCAUCCGUCAUAUUCAAUGAGCUCUCUCAUGCCUUGCCGCUCCAGAUUCAGCUCAGCCCCAGACCCAGGCAAGCCUUGAACCCUCUGUCCCAGUCGGACCGCCUUCUCUGCCACCGGAUGUGGGGAGCUGCGAGGUGUCUUGCCCUGUAG